GCGGCGCGGGACAGCGCUGCCCCGGCGCGUAGGGGACCUGCAGUUGGCAUGCGGCGGAUGCCGCGCAGCCGGGCACCGAUGAAGAAACUGAAUUUGAGAGAGGGGAAGUGACUUGGGUGCCUGACUUCAUAAAGCUGGCGCGCACCAGUGAAAGCAGCCAGUCUGAGGUAUUGAUACUAUAGAAAACACUGACAGCUUACUCCUUGUAUUGAUCCCACGCCUCUCCUCAAAUACAGACUCCGUUCCCUACCACAGCCCUCAGACAGUUCCGCCCCAGAGACAACAAGUAUGAAUACCACGGAUAACGGGGUCAACUGUCUAUGUGCGAUUUGUGGGGACAGAGCAACAGGAAAGCACUACGGGGCAUCGAGCUGUGAUGGCUGCAAGGGCUUCUUCAGGCGCAGCAUUCGGAAGAGUCACGUGUAUUCCUGCAGGUUCAGUCGCCAAUGUGUUGUUGACAAGGACAAAAGGAAUCAAUGUAGAUACUGUCGAUUAAGAAAGUGUUUUAGAGCAGGAAUGAAAAAAGAAGCCGUGCAAAAUGAGCGUGACAGAAUAAGCACCAGGAGAAGCACGUUUGAAGGCAGCAACAUUCCCUCCAUAAACACGUUGGCGCAAGCUGAAGCUCGCUCCCGACAGAUUUCAGUCCCAAGCCCUGGUACAAACACUGACAUAAAUGUUAAAAAAAUUGCAAGUAUCAGUGAUGUCUGUGAGUCUAUGAAGCAGCAGCUCCUGGUCUUGGUAGAGUGGGCCAAGUACAUCCCUGCCUUCUGUGAAUUACCGCUGGAUGAUCAGGUGGCCCUGUUGAGAGCUCACGCAGGGGAACACUUACUGCUUGGAGCUACAAAGAGAUCCAUGAUGUAUAAAGACAUUUUGCUUUUGGGAAACAAUUAUGUUAUUCACCGGAACAGCUGUGAGGUGGAGGUCAGCCGCGUGGCCAACCGGGUUCUGGAUGAGCUGGUUAGACCCUUCCAGGAAAUCCAGGUGGAUGACAAUGAGUAUGCCUGUCUGAAGGCCAUUGUGUUUUUUGAUCCAGAUGCAAAGGGGCUCAGCGACCCACUGAAAAUUAAGAAUAUGCGCUUCCAGGUGCAAAUCAGCCUGGAGGACUACAUCAAUGACCGGCAGUACGACUCCAGGGGCAGGUUCGGGGAGCUGCUGCUGCUGCUGCCCACGCUGCAGAGCAUCACCUGGCAGAUGAUUGAACAAAUUCAGUUCGUCAAACUCUUCGGCAUGGUCAAAAUCGACAACCUCCUUCAGGAAAUGUUACUGGGUGGUGCUGCCAAUGAUGGCGGCCAUGUCCAUCACCCAAUGCACCCACAUCUAUCUCAAGAUCCACUAACUGGGCAGACUGUACUUUUUGGCCCCAUGUCCACACUGGUUCACACAGAUCAGAUCUCAACUCCUGAGACCCCACUCCCUUCCCCGCCGCAAGGCUCUGGACAAGAACAGUACAAAAUCGCUGCGAACCAAGCGUCGGUUAUUUCACACCAGUCCCUCUCCAAACAAAAGCAACUGUGAGAACAUGCUGACUUCCGAGUGGCACUGCAUAAAUGUGAAUCAUGUUGGGCUUGAAUUGUCUGAGGACGGUACUCCCAGCAAUCUCAACGGAGGCGUCUUCAUGGUGCUGUUAUAUGAUGCUCUCCUAUUUUCUUGUUUGUAAACGCAUUUUGUUUAUUGUUGCUGUAGUGUACAACUUUUACAUGCAACCAAUGUAUAUUUGAGUUUGAAGUUGUAUAGUGUAUUUUUCCAACUGCCCCUACACUGUCCCCAAAUGGGUAAUAUGACAGAUGGAUCUUAUGUACGACUUUAAUUUGUUUGCAUAAUAUUAAUUUAAAUCUGUAAAUAAUUGCUUUAUUGUGGUAUGAUGCAGAACUAAGUAUUCUUUUUAGUUAAGAAUGAUCAAAAAUGUUAGUUAAUACAAAAAUCAUCCAAAGUUUUUUUUAAAAAAAAUAAAUUCUAAGCUUGAAGAUUAGAAAAGGAAAGCAGCGACUGUAGAACAGAGUGCAUUUCUUUGAGAAAGAAUCACUUCAGGGCGUUCUAUGGCCCACAGUUAAAUAUGCCUAUAUUAAAUUCAGAAAACGAGAAAACACCAUUGCAAGGAUGACUGGAAGUUCUUUGAAAGUUGUAUUUGAAGCUGUAUGCUGGGGUACAACACACUCUUUCUUUCAAUUAGGAUACAAAUCAAAGUAUAACAAAUCCUAAACUGGCUGAAUCAAAAGGGACAUCUCUCUCUCUCUCUCUCUCUCUCUCUCUCUCUCUCUCUCUCUCUCCCCUCCCUCCCCCAGUCCAGUCAUUGUUUACCAGGGAAGCUGGGGCUGUCUUUCUACCUGGACCUGUGUCAGCUCAAGCUGUGCAGCUGUGGGAGAAUGACACUGAGGAACAAGUCAUCCACUGCAGCUGUGCCUCAAUAUUUCAUCCUCACAACACCCCUGUGGAAGAAGCAUUAAUUUCUCUCUUCAAUUAAUAAAGAAACCACUGAUUUGAGGGUUUAAAGACUAUUUCCAAAGUUCAUAAACCUAGAGUAAAUCAGCCAGUGCAAACCAAGCUCUGGUUGGCUUUAAUGAGAUUAUAUCUUUGGAGUAUUUCAGAAAGAAAUACAUGGCACGUCUUUGAGCAUUUACAGUGGGCUGAAGAUGCAAUAACAUAUGUCAUAUUUGUAAAUAUAAGCAAUGAGUGCAAAAUUGUUGCAGUAUUUGCAAUGUGAGUUAGAGACCAAUUUUAUACUUUUCACAAGUCUCCUUAAAAUACUAAAGAAAAUAAAAAGUUCAAUGUCUUAGGAGGCAUUAAAAAAUUUAUCAGCAUAGGAAUAUAUUGAACAUCUAAUUUUAAACUGGGGAGCAUAGUUCAUUGUAGCUCAAAUACUUGAUGUUGCCCAUAGCUGGAGUUUAUUUUUAAAAAGUUAAUUAUUGGCUACCCUCAAGAACCAUUAAUGCCUGCCUCUCUUUCUCUCUCUUUCUCGCUCUUUCCUCUCUUCACCCCUCCUUCUCUCCUUCCAUCCUUCCUUUGUGUGUUUACUGAAAUAGGAAACUGGUUGAAUAUAUAGAUGUAUAUAUUUUAUAUGAAUAUAUAGAAUUGAAUAUUUUAAUAUAUGUCAAAGAAAAAAAUAUUUCAAAAUGUAAGAUUUUAAAUUAAAAAUUUUCAGAGCUCCUCACAGUUUCUUAAAUUAUGAGUUAUAACUCCCACCUACAUUUACAAAUAAAAAUAUUAGGUUGGUGUUAACUAACUUUGCUUUUAAAUUGAAACUGAAAUCUUACAGUGGAAAUGUGAAAGCUGUCAGUGGCUUAACAGAAGCAAUCAUCUUUUCUCAAAUGUCAUCCUUGUGAAACUGUAAAAUGUAUCAUUGGUGGAGGGAGGGAAGAAGGAAUGGGGAGGAAAAGAAACAGAAACAGCAGAAGAGGCAAAGCGAGAGGAAAGUUUAUUAACUCUUAUUGUCUUGAAAAUUUGUUUGGUGUGUUUCAUGAAAUAGGAAAAUUUUCAAAUUUUACAAAUGCAACUAUCUUCUAUAGGUUUUUGUUUACUGGUUUAAUGUUAUUCCCACAGAAGAUAUUAAAAACAGUCCAUUUAGGCAACUAUAACAAAAUGCCAUAAAUUGGGAAAAUUAUAAACAACAGAAAUGUAUUUCUCUAGCUGUGCAUGUUGGGAAGCCAAGAGCAAGGCACUAGCAGAUUCUGUCUCUGAUUUAUACAUGGUGUCUUGUUAACAGUGUUCGUGGGAGUCUUUUUUAAUAACACUGUUCUCAUAACAUAGGCUCCACACUCAGGACCUCGUCACUUCCCUGCAUUCCCACCUCUGCAUAUCAUCAGACUGGUGGCUAAGCUUCAACAUGAAUAACGGGGCACAUGGGCAUUCAGGCCUUAGAAAAUAACUUUAAAAUGUAAAAUGUGAAGUAUAUUUUUGGUGAAUAAUUUAGCCACAAAAAUUUAGCAAGCAAAUAUGUUUGAGAAAUUAUUAACUAAUAAUUUUGUCUUAAUAACUAUGGUCAGGGAAUUUGUACUAUAGUAUUUUUAUAUAUGAGAACUGCCAAAAGAUUCUGGAUAAAAAAAUUGAUGUUUUCAGGAUAUUUUCAGAAUAUUGUUAAAGAAAGUUAUUACUUUUAUAUAAUACACAU
Messenger RNA from Nannospalax galili (Upper Galilee mountains blind mole rat), 4105 nucleotides. It is a transcript of the gene Hnf4g, whose product is annotated as hepatocyte nuclear factor 4 gamma. Gene Ontology annotation, biological process: anatomical structure development; regulation of transcription by RNA polymerase II; cell differentiation. The transcript has 12 exons. Gene Ontology annotation, molecular function: zinc ion binding; nuclear receptor activity; RNA polymerase II cis-regulatory region sequence-specific DNA binding. Bases 289 to 1515 code for a protein of 408 amino acids. NCBI's taxonomy places the organism in Eukaryota, Metazoa, Chordata, Mammalia, Rodentia, Spalacidae. The record is from RefSeq and is a predicted model, not a curated record.